Messenger RNA from Phoenix dactylifera (date palm), 2605 nucleotides. Its product is annotated as quillaic acid 3-O-glycosyltransferase CSL1-like. Gene Ontology annotation, molecular function: cellulose synthase (UDP-forming) activity. Gene Ontology annotation, biological process: cellulose biosynthetic process. Gene Ontology annotation, cellular component: membrane. The record is from RefSeq and is a predicted model, not a curated record. Lineage: Eukaryota; Viridiplantae; Streptophyta; Magnoliopsida; Arecales; Arecaceae.
CUCUUAUCUCCAGAGAGCAUGAGUGAAAAUAGAAAUUUGGGGACCGAAGGAACAAUGCGCUGAACAAAGCCCGAAACAAAAAUGAGGAAAGAGAAUGAUCGGCCACUUCACGAGAACCGGGUGGAUCAACCCUUUGCUACCCUUAACCGAUUCCACAUCCUCGUCCAUGUCUCGGUCACCCUCGCCGUGCUCUACUACAGAGUUUCACGGUUGCCACUUCUCCUCCAACUCUCCUUCACCACACUGGCAUGGAUUCUCCUCAUCGGCUCCGAGCUCUUGCUAUUUUUCCUGUGGAUCCUCGCUCAGGCUUACCGAUGGCGACCCAUCUCCCGGACCGUGUUUCCUGAGAGACUGCCGGAAGAUGGAAGCCUCCCGCCCAUCGAUGUUUUCAUCGUCACGGCUGACCCUGACAAAGAGCCGACCGUCGAGGUGAUGAACACACUCAUUUCCAUCAUGUCCCUUGAUUAUCCUACCAGCAAGCUCCACGUCUACCUCUCCGAUGACGGAGGAUCACCGAUCACUCUGUCUGCUACUAGGCUGGCCUACGAUUUUGCCAGAUCAUGGGUUCCUUUCUGUAGGAGGUACAAGAUCGAGACACGGUAUCCAGCAGCCUACUUCUCUGGAUCUAAUGUUGAAAGUGUAGGAAGCCCGGAGUUUCAGGAGGAACGGCAGAGAAUCAAGCUUUUGUAUGAGUCCUUUAAGAAAAAUGUGGAGAAGGAAAAGGACAAGACUAAAAGUACUCAAGUUAUGACCAAAAGAGUUCAAGAUCAACCUUCUUGUAUUGAGAUAAUCAAAGGCGACCAAGAAAUGAGUACCUCCUUUGAGAAACAAGCAGAGAUACCACUACUAGUCUAUGUCUCCCGUGAGAAAAGAAAGAACCAUCCUCACCACUUCAAGGCUGGUGCAUUGAAUGUCCUUCUUCGCAUCUCAGGCAUAAUAAGCAAUUCUCCUUAUAUAUUAGUAUUAGACUGUGACAUGUACACCAACAACCCAGCAUCUGUACGACAGGCAAUGUGCUUCCACCUUGAUCCCCAUUUAUCCCCUUCGUUAGCUUUUGUUCAAUUCCCUCAAAAUUUCCACAAUAUUAGCAAGAAUGACAUAUAUUGUGCUGAAUUGAGGUCGGUUUUCGAGAUUCAAUGGAAGGGCUGUGAUGGGCUCAAGGGGCCAAUACUCUCUGGCACAGGCUUCUACAUCAAAAGAAAUGCAUUGUAUGGAGCCAGACCAGGCCAAAAGUCAACAAGAGAAGGGUUCAACUCGACCGAGAUAGCAGAACUCAAACAAAGUUUUGGUUCCUCCAAUGAGUUUAUCGCAUCGUUUCUUCAUAACAGAAGAAAUGAUCUUGACAACAGAGCAACAACAUACGCAUGCUCACAAGAAGCCACACUUCUGGCUUCUUGUACAUAUGAGAUUGAUACUCAAUGGGGUGAACAGAUGGGAUUCUUGUAUGGUUCAGUAGUUGAGGACUACUUCACAGGCUUUCAUUUGCACUGCCGAGGUUGGAACUCAGCCUACUAUAUCCCUCCAAGCCCUGCAUUUCUUGGCAGCGUUCCCACUAGCUUCAGUGACACUCUGAUCCAGAGAAAGAGAUGGAUGUAUGGAUUGCUCGAAGUGGGAUUCUCAAGAUUUUGCCCUCUCACUUUUGGUAUUUCAAGUGCAACUUGUAUGCUUCAGAACAUGUGCUAUGCCUGGCAGGCAUUCCAGCCCUUAGACUCAUUUUCUCUGUUGUGCUAUGGCAUCAUCCCCCAGUUGUGCUUCUUGAAUGGCAUCUCCUUGUUUCCUGAGGUUUCCAGCCCAUGGUUUGCUGCCUUCGUGGCGGUGCAUCUAUCUUCCUUGUCUCAACAUCUAAGGGAGGUCCUUUACUCCAAAGGAUCUCUAAGGACAUGGUGGAAUGAGCUGAGAUUUUGGAUGAUAAUUUCUGUAACAGCCCAUCUCUUUGCAUGUUUAAAUAUAAUCAUGAAGUUGGUUGGCAUGAAGGGAGUAAUCAACUUCGAUCUUACAAACAAAGCAGUGAGGGAGACGCAAAUCCAAAUGUAUGAGAAUGGGAUUUUUGAUUUUGAAGGAACGUCACUGUUACUCAUCCCACUGACAACCCUCAGCAUCCUAAAUGUGGCUACAUUGAUUGGAGGGGGAUGUCGUGUGAUCGUGCAGAAAAGCCUCCAUGAUUUGUUUGGACAGCUUUACAUCUCGUGUUUUAUACUGCUCAUCAGCUAUCCAGUGCUUGAAGGGAUCAUAAUAAGAAGAGACAAGGGUAGAGUUCCAACUUCCAUCACCUUGUGGUCUAUUAUGUUGACUGUGAUCCUUCUGCUUUUGUUUGGGUAAAAGAUAAUCUCUGGUUGGGGUGCUGGGUUGAUAUGCGCCCACCUAAAUAGACUACUCAUCUAUGAAUCCAACAAGAUUUCCAGCCCAAUUUUGCUGAAUAUUAUCCAACAGCUCUGGAGGGAGAUGUCCUACUUGCAUCUGACAACCGGUCAGUCCUCCCCAGCCCCACCCUAAUAUAAUUAGUUUGGAUGAAAUCUUUAGGGUGAUCACUUCAUGACUUGAAACCUGAUCCCCAUUUGUAAGCGAUGAGGUAUAUACAAUAAUCUUUUGAAGUUCAUUGUGGAUA